This is a messenger RNA of Exophiala oligosperma, 1971 nucleotides long. RefSeq lists its product as uncharacterized. Gene Ontology annotation, molecular function: serine-type peptidase activity. Gene Ontology annotation, biological process: proteolysis. Bases 1 to 1971 code for a protein of 656 amino acids. The transcript is spliced from 2 exons. The record is from RefSeq and is a predicted model, not a curated record. NCBI's taxonomy places the organism in Eukaryota, Fungi, Ascomycota, Eurotiomycetes, Chaetothyriales, Herpotrichiellaceae.
AUGAGCGGAGGAAAUCAGGUAGAAGCGCCCUACGGCACCUGGAAGAGCCCUAUUAACCCCGAUGACUUUGCAGCCACAGGCUCGGUGGUAUUGGACCAACCGUGUGUUAACCGUACCAAUGGCAAAAUCUAUCUUCUCGAAAGCCGCCCUGAUGAGGCGGGCAGGGGUGUCAUAGUCGAGUAUUACAACGGCCGGGGUAAAGAUGUACUUCCAAAGCAGUACAAUGCCUUAUCUCAAGUCCAUGAAUAUGGUGGCGCCUCAUACAUCGUCAACGAACUAACAGGCCACAUCAUCUUCACCGAUUGGGACACCAAAGGUGUAUUCGACCUUGAUCCAGAGACCGGUGAUACAAAGCCCAUCGUCGAUGCGGAUAAGAAGGUUUACUAUGCGGACUUCAACUCUCAUCCCAACGACUCCAAAUGGUUUGUCUCGAUCAAGGAAGACCAUCAUGGAUCAAACAUAACCGACAUCCAGAAUACACUUGUCGCUAUCGAUGCAUCUACCAAGCAGGUCCAUACUCUGGCCCAAGGGGCUGAUUUCUACACGUACCCCAGAUUCAGUCCCGAUGGCAAAAGUCUCUGCUGGAUUCAGUGGAAUUUUCCUAACAUGCCUUGGGAUAAUACAGAGCUCUAUAUCGCCGACUGGGAGGACGGUGUUCUCCGGAACCAACGUUGUGUUGCAGGCCAACAACGAAAGGCAGCAAUUACUCAACCUACCUGGAGCCCUGACAAUGUGCUGUUCUAUAGCUCAGAUGAGACCGAUUACUGGCAAUUGUACUCGCAUGACGGCAGCAACACCCGCCACAUCAACCUUUCAGACCUGGAAACUGCUGAAUUUGGAAUGCCAGACUGGUUUCUAGGAGGCUCCAUGUAUGGUUUCGUCACACCGUCGACCAUAGUGGCUUGCUACAACAAGGAGAAUCGUUGGCACAUUAUUUCAAUCGAUGUCGAAUCUCUACAGUGGCAUGAACUUAGGUGCCCGUUCGUGGACAUUUCCCGUAUCAAUGCCCUGAAACCAGUUUCUCCUACCUCGUUUGUCGUUGUGGGCGCCACCAUUUCCCUCCCUGUGAUGGCUUCCGCUGUCGACAUCGACAAAGGCGGUAUAGGGUCUGUCCUCAAGAAGUCAACCGUGAUCACGAUACCUGAAGGAUACGUAUCGGAAGCUCAGGCUAUUACAUUCCCUCGCAUCCAUGGUCCCGGAGGGGGAGAAGCUCACGGUCUCUUUUUUCCUCCACGGAAUCCGAAUUUCAGAGGACCAUCAGGUUCUCUUCCACCGUUGAUCGUUGCAACUCACGGCGGCCCUACAUUGCAACAAGGUUCGGGAUUUGACCUCCGCGACCACGGCCUCAUCACUCGAGGUUACGCCAUUCUGCAGGUCAACUACGUAGGCAGCAGCGGCUACGGUCGGCCAUACCGAAACCUCUUGGCGGGUCAGUGGGGUGUGAGUGACAUUGCCGACGCCGUCUCCGGGGUCGAGUAUCUCGCCAAACAGGGCUUGAUCGACAGGAGCCGCGUCGGGAUCACAGGGCACUCGGCCGGCGGAUACAACACGAUGUGCGGCAUCACCAUGUACCCGGACAUCUGGGCGUGUGCGGUUGCCGAGAGCGGAAUCUCAGACAUGGCAUUAUUAGUUGCGGAAACUCACAAGUUCGAGUCACAAUACCUCGAACCCCUGUGUUUCCCACCCGGCACUUCCAAAGAUGAUCGAGAGCGUAUACUGAAAGAGAGAAGCCCCAUCAAUCACGCUUCACAAGUCAAGGCACCGACGCUCAUCAUCAACGGGUCUGACGACGCGAUAGUGCCGCCGAAUCAGGCGUACAACCUCGCCGAGAUGAUCAAGGCCGCCGGAACUGAAGUCGAGGUGAAGGUGUACGAUGGUGAGGGGCACAUUUUCAGUAAAGGGGACACUUUGAGUGAUAUCGAAACAAGGCGGUUUCAGUGGUUUGAAAGGUUCUUGUCUUGCAAAGAUUGA